GCACCAAACACACUUGACAAAAACUUCUGUAUAACUGCCACUCAGAGACUAAACUACUUUCUGAUGGCACCUCAGUCGGACCUUUAUAAGAUUGGCUUGGAAGGCUUUGAUCUUGUGGAGGGAAUGUUUGGGAGAAAGGGAAGGCCUCUUCUUCCCUCACACAGGCCUCCACCUGCUCCACAAGGGCCAACACCACCACCACCACCACAAAGAGAUUGUCAGUAUCGACCUCCACAACCCUAUGUUGCUUAUCACAACGGAGGGUUCGAACAAAUGGAGAGGUAUAAUCUUGCUCCAACAAGGCCUCAAGGAACUAGCUGUUAUCAGUAUCAUCCACAAGAACCCUAUCAUGUUUUGGUUCAUCAACAAUCCCCAGUUUCUGCAACAACGGAGAGGGUUAGUUAUUAUCAGUACUAUAAACCACAAGAGCCUUAUGCUUAUGUUGAAUAUGAAGCACCUGCUUCAGAACCUAAGGAGACGGGUGUUAUGGACUACGAGGCAGCCCAGAACCUUGGAGGAAUUUUAAUUAGCGAGUACCGUAAGAAAAAGCCGAUGGCUUAUUAGUUGUCCUUUGUUAGGUUAUAUACAGACUUAGAAAUGCCACUCUUAUGUUCAUUAUUGUGGUGGACUGUAGAAAUCAUCUGUGUGCCUCCUUAGUUUUCGGCUAGUGCUAGGCUAAGUGUAGCUGAAGUUUGUAAACCUUUGUGUUACAGUAGUACCAUAUCCCAGCUCUCUCUCUCUCUCUCU
This is a messenger RNA of Ilex paraguariensis (yerba mate), 747 nucleotides long. The record is from the annotation of a GenBank genome assembly. Lineage: Eukaryota; Viridiplantae; Streptophyta; Magnoliopsida; Aquifoliales; Aquifoliaceae.